AGGAGCAGUCGCCAAAAGCAAGAAUACGACGACCCCACGAUCCUUAUCACACUCUUAUCAUUUCCCCUCAUCGAUUUCGCUGGAAAUCGUCACUGUCGUCAGGUUUUCACCUUUCGUCAUUCUACUCUAGAAGAUACUGGUGAUUGAAGGCAUAAAGAGAUACACUGGCAGAAAAACACAGCCAAUAUCAGGUUUUUAUAUUGAAGAUCAAUCAUGCGGGACUCUACGCCCACCGUCGUCGACGCAUCGCUCGCAGACGAAACAGCCAGCGAAACAAAGAGCAAAUGGACUGCUGAAUCACUUCUUCGUCGAGCAGAGCACUCGCAUCGUCGGCUGCCGGGGAUCCGCAAGAUUCCUUUGCCAGCAAUUGCAAUCAUCCUGUUUGUUGCGUUCAUGAACGUUGUCGUGUGGAUUGCUGCUGCGAUUGUGCUGAGAUACUAUCCCUCACUAGUCUCGAAUGCGGUUCUGGCAUAUACAUUGGGCCUGCGCCAUGCGUUUGACGCCGACCAUAUAUCGGCAAUUGACUUGAUGACUCGAAGAUUACUGGCAACCGGCCAGCAGCCUGUCACCGUUGGGACGUUCUUCUCCCUCGGACACUCAACCAUUGUCAUCAUCACAUCCAUCGUCGUAGCGGCUACCGCUGCGGCGGUAUCGUCGCGCUUCGACAGCUUCAGCACCGUCGGCGGGAUCAUUGGGACCUCGGUCAGCGCCGCGUUCCUGAUCCUGCUGGGCCUGAUGAAUUUUUACAUUCUGUACAAGCUCUACAAGCAGAUGCAGAAGGUGCUGAAUCUGCCUGAAGGGCAGGAGGAUGAGGCGUGGAAGGUCGAGGGCGGGGGUGUGCUGUUCAAUAUGCUCAAGCGCAUGUUCAAGUUGAUCAAUCGAUCUUGGAAGAUGUACCCCUUGGGUAUCCUCUUCGGUCUUGGUUUCGACACCUCCUCUGAGAUAGCCCUGCUUGGGAUCUCGUCUAUAGAAGCUGCUCGCGGGACGGACUUUUGGGUCAUUCUGAUCUUUCCCAUUCUUUUCACCGCUGGAAUGUGUCUUCUGGACACAACCGACGGAGCUCUGAUGCUCUCGCUCUAUAUCCAACCAGCCGCCAACUUCCUCCCGCCCAAACGCGACAGCACCUCGUCCGAGACGCCCCUGAUCCUCGGCGAGGACCAUGAAAUGGGACCGUCCCAGAACCACCGCGACCCCGUCGCCUUCCUGUACUACUCCAUCGUGCUCACUCUCCUGACAGUCGUCGUCGCCAUCGUCAUCGGCAUUAUCCAGCUCCUCACCCUUGUGCUAAACGUCGCCGAACCCACCGGGAGAUUCUGGGACGGCGUGCAGACAGCAGGCGACUACUACGAUGUCAUUGGCGGAGGAAUCUGCGGAUGCUUCCUCAUCGUGGGCAUUUUCAGCGUGGUGCUCUACAAGCCCUGGCGGAGGUGGAUCGCGAAACGGCAUGGGAAGAGCGCCGGGGCGGAUGAAGAAGGUUCGGGAUCUCGGGAUGAGCUGCCUCCUGCUGACGGCGAGAGAGCUGUUCUGAAUGAAGAGAACAAUGCCUCCACCUCUAUUGCCAGUUAUGGGGCUGUAGGCAAGGGCGCAACAUCGCAGAGCCCUGACGGACUCGACUUUUCCUCCCUGCCACCUAUCUUCGUCCUCGCGACACACCUCGAGCUAGACGCUCUGCACCAAAUUGAAGAGGACCUCGUGAAGCGCGGCGCGCGCUUGACGUACGAUGUCUCCGAAGCAAGACUCGUUCUUGGACGGAUCGGCCAGAAGAAGCGAGCGGCUUUGGAGCUGCGGUCCAGAGGCGUCUGGACCGAGGAGGUCUCUAUCUCUGCCUCUGGGUCUGCUCCUCUGCGGACGAGCCCUGAGCCGCCUGUGAAGAGGCGGCGGGUUGAUGUGGUUCAGCCCGGUAAACAACCUGCUGCGCAGCUAGAUGAUAUUGACCUCGCUACGGAGACAGAGGAUGAGGAAGAUGGCAUGCGGAGCUUGCAUGAUACACGGAGCCAUCUGCGCCGGCCGAGGUCGGUGUCUCCCGAUACGGGGGAUGUGGUGACGGUGGUCAAGCUGGACUGGUUCUAUGAAGUCCUGAGGACUGGCACGCUCGUGCCCCUGGGCCCGUUUGUGGUUUACCGAGGCCGCAGGACUGCGCAGCCUGCGUCUGAAGCCAGCGCGGACACGUCGAAAGGAAUCCUGGAGCGGGCGAAGCAAGAUGCCAUGGCCAGGCCCUCGGCUGGACCUCCUCCCACCAGUCGAUUCGCAUCCCGUCGCUCACGAGAACCGCACGACGGCCCAUCCAGCCAGGGCCACCCACCCAAGCUAUACCGACAGACGACCUCCGAGCACGACGAAGCGGUCCCCCUACCCCCACCCCCCGACUGGGUCAAGAACCAUGUCAUGUACGCCUGCAUGCGGUCUGCACCGCUCCACCCGCCCAACGAGACGUUCAUCACGCAGCUUGUCAAGAUCCGCAAGAUUCGCGAGCUCACGCUCGACGAGAUCGGCGUCCGCGCCUACAGCACCUCCAUCGCCUCACUCGCCGCCUACCCGUACCAGAUCCGACGGCCCUCCGAGAUCCUCACCCUCCCCGGCUGCGACUCCAAGAUCGCCGCCCUCUUCGCGGAAUUCAAAGCCAGCGAGCACGGCACCCUUGCCGCCGCCGACGCCCUCGACACCGACCCAGUCCUCAAAACCCUGCACCUCUUCUGGAACAUCUGGGGCGUGGGCGCCAAAACCGCCCGCGACUUCUACUACAAGCGCCAAUGGCGCGACCUCGACGACAUCAUCGAGCACGGCUGGGACAGCCUGUCCCGCGUGCAGCAGAUCGGCCUGAAAUACUACGACGAGUUCCUGCAGGGCGUGCCCCGCCCGGAGACGGAGGCCAUCGCCGCAACCAUCACCAAGCACGCUAACCGCGUCCGCCCGCACGCGGCCUACGACGGCCGCGGUGUCGAGUGCGUCAUCGUCGGCGGCUACCGGCGCGGCAAGGAGCUAAGCGGCGACGUCGACCUCGUCCUCUCGCAUCGCGACGAGUCCGUCACCAAGCACCUGGUUGUGGAUCUUGUUGCUAGCCUUGAAGCAGAGGGCUGGAUCACGCAUACCCUCGCUCUGCACAUGACGACCUCGAACCGCGAGCAGCAGCCGCUUCCCUUUCGCGGUGAUGACACGGGACGACACUUUGACUCGCUGGAUAAAGCACUUGUCGUCUGGCAGGAUCCGCAUUUCGAGGACAGCGAUGAGACUCCCGCCGAGAGUGGCGGAGACACCACCCCAGAAGGAGGAGAAAGACAGCGCAGAAAACGCAACCCCAACGUCCACCGCCGGGUGGAUAUCAUCAUCUCGCCGUGGCGGACCGUCGGGUGCGCCGUGCUGGGCUGGUCUGGCGAUACGACCUUCGAGCGGGAUCUGCGGCGGUACGCCAAGAAGGCGCACGGGUGGAAGUUCGACUCGAGCGGGGUGAGGGAGCGGACGAGCGGCGGGCAGGUGAUUGAUCUGGAGCGCGGCGGGGAGACCUGGGAGGAGAGGGAGAGGUUAGUGCUUGAGGGGUUGGGGGUGGGUUGGAGGCCUCCGCAGGAGAGAUGUACGCGAUAG
This is a messenger RNA of Aspergillus novofumigatus IBT 16806, 3579 nucleotides long. Its product is annotated as NicO-domain-containing protein. Bases 214 to 3579 code for a protein of 1121 amino acids. Gene Ontology annotation, biological process: nickel cation transmembrane transport. The transcript has 9 exons. Gene Ontology annotation, cellular component: plasma membrane. The record is from RefSeq and is a predicted model, not a curated record. Gene Ontology annotation, molecular function: DNA-directed DNA polymerase activity; DNA binding; nickel cation transmembrane transporter activity. NCBI's taxonomy places the organism in Eukaryota, Fungi, Ascomycota, Eurotiomycetes, Eurotiales, Aspergillaceae.